CGCGGGGGCGGUGGGCACAGGUGAUGACGUCACGCCCUCAACAGCGGCUCCAAGUUUCGCAUCCGGUUGAAGAUAGUAUUAUUAGCCUUAAGAUAAAGCGUUACGUUUCUAUAAUCUCGAUCUGUCAGCGGCCUCACCGACCUCACGGAUGUGUCUUAAUCGGGGUUCGUGUUUUCACAGCAUUAUACUUCUCACAGACGGAUGUCAACAAAGUCGCUGAUUAGAGAUGUCCAGCUAGCGAAUGCUAACAAACAGCCCGUUCGCCGCGGUAUUUUACAUGUUGAGACUCAAACCUCGUGGCUGCUGUUAACCUUCCCAUCGAGCCGGUUUGGGGAAGUGUGUUUAUCCCUCUCAUCUCCUGCGAGAUGGGCAGUCAUUUCCGCAGCUACGUCUGGGAUCCAGUCCUCAUUAUCUCCCAGAUUAUUCUCAUGCAGUGCAUCUAUUACAGCUUCUUGGGUCUGUGGUUGGCUGGCGUUGAUGGUUUGGUCCACACCAGUAGAUCACUCGACCAGAUAUUCAGUUACGAGGUUCUUGGCUUUUCAACAACACAAGGUCGUUUGUCUAUGAUGGCGUUCAUUCUGAAUUCUCUCACAUGUGCUCUUGGCCUGUGGUUUUUCAUCCGACGGGGAAAGCAGUGUCUGGACUUCACCGUGACGGUGCAUUUCUUUCACGUGAUCGGCUGCUGGAUCUAUAACACCCAUCUCAAAGCCGCCCUGUCGUGGUGGUUGGUUAACGUGGCCUGCAUGGCCCUCAUGGCGGUCAUCGGCGAGUAUUUGUGCAUGCGGACAGAGCUCAGAGCCAUCCCUGUCAACACGGCACCCAAAUCCAACCUAUGAGGACUGUUUAGAGACAGAUGUGCCACAGCUGGUGUGCACGAGGUUGCACAUCAGCAGGACUGACGUGUUUACAGAUGCUGCUGUGGUUUUCUGAGAGACUGAGCAGAAGUAACUUGAUGUUUUGGUCACGUCACUGUAUUUAAUCCGGAUGACGUUGAGAUGGUUAUGCUGCAUCGCAUGAUAAUCCUGCGACUUCCCUCAGUCAGCAUUAUGAUGGCAUUCCCAUCAUUUCAAAAUUACUAUUGUAAUUAUUCUUAUUUAGGACCAACACUUUAUCAUUCGUGGAUGGCUACUGAAAAUAUGAAAGUGGUGGUCUGUUUUAAAAGCCCAGAAAGCAUCGUGUCUAAAUCUUAAUCUAAAUAAAAAUGCUAUGUAUUUCUGAAUAUUUGGAUAAUGGUUCCUGUUGCUUUGGAAAGAAAUAAGAUAUUAAGCAGUUUCCCUGUUUUAUCAAGUCAUCCUCUUACAAAUACCAAUAGCAGACUUUCAUUGAACUUGGAUGUAGUUUCUUAAACGAUUUUCAGUGAACAUGAAAUCAAAACUGACUCUAUUUGCUUUCUCAAUUCAUGUUCUUGUUGAGCAUGUUAUUCCAAAGUGAAAAGUCAUUGAAUAUCCUAUUUCUCUCAGAUAUCUCACAUUAAGGAAAUAAAAUGGGUUGCUAAUAAUGUGUCAUGUUUACUCUAAUGUAUUUUGCAUUCAGUUUUGACCCACAUGCCCAUCAGAUACGAUCAGUAUCUUUCAAGAUUUGUUUGCAAUGAGUAUUUGAGUGAGAUAUGAACCUAAAACUUUUUGUGAAGAUAUGAGGUAAAUCAAAUAAACUAGAUUUUUCACUUAUUCUGCAAUAAAUCUGAAUCUGCGAUAUCAAAUAACAGAAGUGUGAGUUUUGGUUUCAUAAAAAGUGUAUUCAAAUGAUUUGUCAGAAUAAAACUAUAUUCUGCAAAGUGA
Cyprinus carpio (common carp) is the source of this 1778-nucleotide messenger RNA. Its product is annotated as SYS1 golgi trafficking protein. The transcript is spliced from 4 exons. The record is from RefSeq and is a predicted model, not a curated record. Gene Ontology annotation, cellular component: trans-Golgi network; Golgi membrane. Lineage: Eukaryota; Metazoa; Chordata; Actinopteri; Cypriniformes; Cyprinidae. Gene Ontology annotation, biological process: protein localization to Golgi apparatus; Golgi to plasma membrane protein transport; Golgi to endosome transport. The coding region runs from base 366 to 836 and encodes 156 amino acids.